UCCAAAUUACAAAGAAGAGAAAUCGUAAAAAUAAAAAUUAUCUUUAAGAAUGAGUUGUGAAGUGAUAAAGAAAGAAAUUAAUGGACUUGAAGAAGAUUUGAAAUUAUUAUUAUUGUUAUUGUUGUUGAAUGUGAAAAUUCGAUGACAUCGAUGAGGGAUGUGCUGUGAUUGUGUUCAAUGUGUCAAACGCAGAAAACUGUUGCAAUCAAUUUUGAUUGCGAACAGGUGCGUUUUGUACGAAAAUCAUCAUCAUCAUCAUCAAUAAUUGGAUUCAAGCAAAAUUUCAUUUCAAUUAUUUUUUCUGUCGUCAUUUUUCUCAACGUUAUAAGAGUUACAGGUGGCGAUUAUGAGCAGGGAGUAAAUAAAAAUGAAACAUGGGCAAAAGAGGAUCUCUAUUUAGGAUUCAGUGGAUUAUUAAUAAAUAAGAGGAAAACUAGACUUUCAGAUUCCCUUUUAGAUACAAACUCUAUAAAAGUUUCGUCAAAUUCUCCAAAUAAAGAGCAAAGACGAUAUAAAAGAGGGGUCAUUCAUUUGUAUAAUAUGAUCGUAUGUGCCAAUGGAUGUAAUCCUUUAGCCUACAAAGGAUAUGGUUGUUAUUGUGGAUUUCUAGGCUCUGGAUUCAUUACCGAUGGCAUCGAUCGAUGUUGUAUGAUGCACGAUCGAUGCUACGACGCUACUGACUGUCCAAUGUUCUUGCAAUAUUUAGUGCCUUACUAUUGGAAGUGCUUCCGAGGUCGAAAACCAAUUUGUGCCGUGGAGCACGGAAAAUGGGGAGGUUCAGGAUCGUGCGCUCAACGAUUAUGCGAAUGUGAUCGUGAUUUUGCCGAAUGUUUAUCAAAUUAUCCGUGUCCAACGAAAAAAGCCGUUUGCACAUCAUCGCCCUGGCGUUUAGUUCAAAAUUUAUUUAUGAUUUAUUAAUUAAAUUAAAAGAAAAAGAAAGUAAACUUUUUUCCAUUGAACCCUAUUUUUCUGAAUACAAUAAAAGUUACCAUUAUUUAUUAUAAUGAGCGUAAAAAAAAUUAUUUGUAUAAAAUGAAAAUUAUUUAUAAUAAACCAUGUCGUAUCGUUUUUA
Leptopilina heterotoma is the source of this 1072-nucleotide messenger RNA. RefSeq lists its product as uncharacterized. Gene Ontology annotation, molecular function: A2-type glycerophospholipase activity; calcium ion binding. The record is from RefSeq and is a predicted model, not a curated record. The transcript has 5 exons. NCBI's taxonomy places the organism in Eukaryota, Metazoa, Arthropoda, Insecta, Hymenoptera, Figitidae. Gene Ontology annotation, biological process: phospholipid metabolic process; arachidonate secretion; lipid catabolic process. The coding region runs from base 178 to 918 and encodes 246 amino acids.